This is a messenger RNA of Fusarium poae, 1017 nucleotides long. RefSeq lists its product as uncharacterized. The transcript is spliced from 2 exons. The record is from RefSeq and is a predicted model, not a curated record. The coding region runs from base 1 to 1017 and encodes 338 amino acids. Lineage: Eukaryota; Fungi; Ascomycota; Sordariomycetes; Hypocreales; Nectriaceae.
AUGGGAAACUUCUUCUCUCGUCCAGGGCGGGAGUCAGAUGCUCUACCACCCGGCGCUUUCGCCGCCGGCAACAUCUCAUCUCUCGAUAGCUCGUCAAUCAAACCAUAUCUAGGCACCAAUACCGGAUUGUACGAGAAGCCUUACCCGCCCAUACCAUUCGAGUGGAUCGUUUCGCCUAGCAGCGUCGACGACGGAUCUUGUCCCAAUGGGUCACAGAUACUAACGUGGUUCGGUGUUACGGAUGUUGUCAUUACAGUUUUAGCUAUUCUUUGUGCGUAUCGGCCUUUUGUCCAUUGGAUUACUCGCGGAAAGCUGGGGAACCGUCGCAAAAACCGCCUAGCGCUCACAUGGACUAUAACGUUUGCCUGUCAGCUUACGGCCAGCGCUAUCGUCGCUGGUGUCAUUGGAAAUACCUCCGGCUACGAGUCUUUGAACAUGCUUCACAUCUUCACUGUCGCCAUGUCACGACCCCGAUUCUAUCCCAUCGUUCUCGGAUUAUUGCGCUGUGUUGUCACCUCCCAACGGACGCGGGACUGGGAUAAAACGUCGAUAAUUAAACGAAGUGUCGAUGACCGUGUCGAGUUUCCCUACACAGACGCUUGGAUCACAACAAGCUUCUCCGAGUUGCUACUACUGAUCAUAUCCGCCGUUUUCACCGGAGUGACAUGGCAUCGUCUGCCUUCAGACAACAAAUCCCGCGAGUAUGCCUCGGAUCACGUGAGCUUCAUAUCGAGUACCCCAGGAAUCAUGUUUCUUUGCAUGCUUGCUUUCCUGCCGAUUUAUAAACGUUACGGCGAGGCGUACCCGAUUGAAGGACGACGAUAUGAAACUGGUAGGCAUUGGGGCGUGACAAUAAGCAAUGACGGAAGGACUAGGAUCGGCGUCAAGAAGGAUAACAAGAAGACUGCAGUCAAGAGAGCGGCCAACGCGGUGUGCGCGGUGCUCCUCCUGGCGUAUAUCGCUUUGGUCCAGUGGGCGUAUUGGACGAGGCUUCUCGAGAUGUCGGGAGUUCUCUAA